Molecule: messenger RNA, 2085 nt
Organism: Acanthosepion pharaonis
Lineage: Eukaryota; Metazoa; Mollusca; Cephalopoda; Sepiida; Sepiidae
Source: the annotation of a GenBank genome assembly
AUGUAUCUAUUACAGAAUAUUAAGAUCUAUCAGAAAGUAUUAAGAUCUAUCAGUGUAUUAAAAUCAAUCAGAAAGAAACACUUGAAGGUGGCUGCUGCUGGAGCGUCGCUGUACCGUCCGGCGCGCCCGGUCCUGUUCCUAGUACUCCUCCUGGUCGGCCGAUCACCACGAACUUUGUCUUUCUUCGCUCUCGCACGCAGAUACCAAGGUACCAGGUGCGGACGCCCGGCAGCAACCUACCUAACUGCUGUCUCUUUAGUCCCCUGCUGUCUUAGACGUGCGUGCAUUUCAUGUAACAACUUCUGCUUCCUCCUGUUGCCAGCUUCCUUGCUUUCUUACGAAGAAGACAGACUCUGCCGAAUCGUGACUCUCCUGCACGCAAAUCAAUUCCGCGACAUAAAUGGUUGUAUUCAUGUUCACUUUUCACCUCUCUCUCUUUCGACCUCUCUGUCUUUCCACCUUUCUCUUUCCAGCUCUCUGUUUUUUCACCUUUCUUUCUUUCCACCUCUCUUUCUUUCCACCUUUCUCUUUCCAUCUCUCUGUCUUUUCACCUUUUCUUUUUUUCUUUCCCCUCUGUUUCUUUUCCACCUUUUCUUUCCAACUUCUCUGUUUCUUUCGAUCUCUCUGUCUUCCCACCUCUCUCUCUCUUUCCACCUCUCUCUUCCCAUCUCUCUGUCUUUCCACCUUUCUCUUUCCAUCCCUCUGUCUUUUCACCUCUUUCUUUCUGACCCAAUCUUUUCACUUCUCUCUUUCCACCGUUUUCUUUCGAUCUCUCUGUCUUCCCACCUCUCUCUCUCUUUCCACCUCUCUCUUCCCAUCUCUCUCCUCUUCUUUUCACCUUCUUUCUUUGACGAAUCUGUCUUUCCACCUUUCUCUUUCCAUCUCUCUGUCUUUUCACCUCUCUUUCUUUCCACCUUUCUCUUUCCAACUCUCUUUCUUUCCAUCUCCCUGUCUUCCCACCUCUCUCUUUUUCCAUCUCUGUGUCUUUCCACCUUUCUCUUUCCAUCCCUCUGUCUUUUCACCUCUUUCUUUCUGACCCAAUCUUUUCACGUCUCUCUUUCCACCGUUUUCUUUCGAUCUCUCUGUCUUCCCACCUCUCUCUCUCUUUCCACCUCUCUCUUCCCAUCUCUCUGUCUUUCCACCUUUCUCUUUCCGCCCCUCUUUUUCCACCUUUCUCUUUCCAUCUCUCUUUCUUUUCACAUUUCUCUUUCCAUCUGUCCUUUCAUCUCUUUCUUUCCACCCCUCUCUUUUCAUCUCUCUGUCUUCCAACCUCUCUCUCUCUCUCCGCCUUUCCACCUCUAUCUUUCUGUCUUUUCACCUCUUUCUUUCCACCUUUCUCUUUCCAUCUCUCUGUCUUUUCACCUUUCCCUUUCAACCUCUCUUUCUUUCCACCUUUUACUUUCCACCUCUCUCUUUCCAUUUCUCUGUCUUUCCACCUUUCUCUUUCACCUCUCUCUUCCCAUCUCUCCUUCUUUUUCAUCUCUGUCUUUCCACCCUUUUUUUUUCAACCUUUCUCUUUCCACCUUCUCUUUCCAGUCUCCCUUUCCACCGUUUUUUUCAUCUCUUUCUUUCCAUCCCUCUCUUUUCACUUCACUUUUUCCACCUUUUUCUUUCCAUCUCUCUGUCUUCCCAACUCUCUCUCUCUCUCUCUCUCUCUUUCCCUCUUUUCUUCCCACCUCUCUCUUUCCAUUCUCUGUCUUCCCCUUUCUCCCUCUCUUUCCGUCCCUCUGUCUGUCCAUCUUUCUCUUUCCAUCUAUCUGUCUUUUCACCUCUUUCUUUCUACCUCUCUUUUUUCACCUCUUUGUCUUUCUACCUUUCUCUUUCCACCUCUUUCUUUUCACUUCUCUCUACCACCUCUCUCUCUCCAUCUCUGUCUUUCCACCUUUCUCUCUCUCUCUUUCCACCUUUCUCUUUCCACCUCUCUCUUUUCACUUCUCUCUUCCCCCUCUCUCUCUCUCUCUUUCCACCUCUCCCUUCCCCCUCUCUCUCUUUUUCCACCUCUCUGUGAUUGCAUGUUGCUUUACAUCAUUGGGAGCGAGUGACAACGAAUUGAAUUCAGAUUGCCUGGAAUCGUUGUUACGGUAA